Anolis sagrei ordinatus is the source of this 960-nucleotide messenger RNA. NCBI's taxonomy places the organism in Eukaryota, Metazoa, Chordata, Lepidosauria, Squamata, Anolidae. The record is from RefSeq and is a predicted model, not a curated record.
UAGAACCUAAGUUUCCCAAAUUUUCUCACUACAACCUCGUGUUUAUUGCCUUUUCAGUUAUGCACCCAGCACCCAAGGCUCCAGUUAUGUCCCUCAAGGUGUGUCUUCUCCUUGCCUUCCUCAUGGCCACCACUUUAUUCCCAGGGAGCAAAGGCACACCCUAUAGCGACUUCCUGAAAAGAUACCUGGACAACCCUAAGUCUGACUUCCGGAACGAUGAAACUUACUGUAACCAGAUGAUGCGUCGCCGUAACCUGAAUUGCCAGCAGGGCAAUACCUUCAUCCAUACCGUUGAACAACACCUGAUUUCCAUCUGCACUUGCAGGGGGGAAGUCCUGAAUGGGAAGCAGACCAGCAAAACCCUCUUCCCCAUCACAGUCUGCACCCUGAAGAAGGGCCCUAGAGAGCAGCCCUGUAGUUACAAGGGGGAGAUUAAAAUCAGGAAGAUCCAGGUUACCUGCCAGAAGGGCCUGCCUGUCCAAUAUAUUGCUCAUGUCUAGAAGGAAAUGUAGGGCUGGAAGAGACGGGGCUGAUGAUGUGAUCCCACCUUCCCAUCACUUUCUAAAGCUCGAAAUGUAACUUCAGUGGCUUAUGUUUCCCAUCUGAUUUAUGUCUAUGUAGCACAUUGCAGAAUGCAGGUGCUAAAUUAACAGUAGUGAUUGUUUCUUGCAAGGAUAUCUCUGUCUAAGCCACGCACAGUUUUCAAGACAGUUUCUGUAAAACAAUAAACUUGACUAUUAAUGACCUGCUUCUUCAUUUUUCUUUGUACUCUUUUGCCAUUGUGUCCUCUGUAUGCAGUAAAGCAUAUUCUUCUCUCUCUUAGCUUUAUCUAUAUCCCACCACCAUCUCCCAAAAAGACUCGGGAUGACAUUAAGAAAUCCUGAUGUGAAUUCUGGAGUAAUGAGACUAUUCCCAGCUUAGGACUUAUUUCCACAUGGUUGGUUUGCACAGCAAACAGCA